AUGAAAGCCAUCCAAAUCCUAGGCGACAUUUCCUCGCCCGAAAUUACCACAAACCGCUCAAUGACCAAACCGGUUCCCAAAAACUCGGAACUUCUCGUCGCGGUCCACGCUGCCGGAAUAACCGGUGACGAAAUCAUCUGGCCGGAGCCAUACGCCACUCCAACCCGGAUCCCGGGACACGACAUCUCAGGCGUGAUCUCCUCCACUGGACCAGAGUACCAAGGCCCACUACAAAUCGGCCAAGAAGUCUAUGCUUACCUCGGGGCGGAUCAAGGCCAAGGCCAAGCGGAUUAUGUGAUAUGUCUGCCGAGCGAAGUUGCGCUAAAACCGACAAAACUCUCUCAUGCGGAAGCAGCCGCGCUGCCUAUCCCGCUUCUUACGGCUUGGGAAGCACUUUUCGAUCAUGGAGCACUGAAAGCUGGAAUGAAGGUUCUUGUGACAGGCGCUUCGGGGGCAGUUGGUACAUUUGCUAUUCAGUUCGCAGCACAGACGCUCGGUGUGCAUGUUAUUGCGCUGGCUUCGUCUCGGAAUCAUGAAAUGCUGAGACGGCUUGGUGCGAGUGAGGUUCAUGACUAUGGAAUCACCGAUUGGGAAAAGCACAUUGCCGACGUGGAUGUGGUUUUCGAUACGGUUGGAGGUGAUGUCUUGAAAAAGACUUGGAAUUGCGUCAAGGAUGACGGGGUUAUUGUGACCGUUGGGGAUCCUGCGCCUGCGUGGGCAUUCGGACAAGGCCAGGCCGAAGAAUCUGCUGAUCAUCCGAAUGUGCGAUAUGUGCAUUUUAUCGUGUCUCCGAAUGCGGAGAUACUAGGGAAGGCAGGGGAAAUGAUUGACUCCGGUUCCCUGGAGAAAUUUGCAGUCAAAACUUUUCCAUUUGAUGAAGCGAAAACAGCGUGGGAUCACGCUCAGCGGAGGAAUCGUGGAUAUAAGGUGGUUAUUGACUUUAUUGAGAAUAGCGCUUCGAAUUGUUAA
Penicillium longicatenatum is the source of this 969-nucleotide messenger RNA. Its product is annotated as NADP-dependent oxidoreductase. Lineage: Eukaryota; Fungi; Ascomycota; Eurotiomycetes; Eurotiales; Aspergillaceae. Gene Ontology annotation, molecular function: oxidoreductase activity. The transcript has a single exon. The coding region runs from base 1 to 969 and encodes 322 amino acids. The record is from RefSeq and is a predicted model, not a curated record.